GCUCAGUGGUUAAGAGCACCCGACUGCUCUUCCAGAGGUCAUGAGUUCAAUUCCCAGCAACCACAUGGUGGCUCACAACCAUCUGUAAAGAGAUCCGAUGCCCUCUUCUGGUGUGUCUGAAGACAGCUACAGUGUACUUACAUAUAAUAAAUAAAUAAAUCUUUAAAAAAAAAAAAGAAAUAUAUCUUUGGAGCAAAUCCCAUCCGCGUUGUCAGGAUAUAUAUCAGCAGUCUAGUUCAGCAGUGUCAGGUAGCAAACAGGAAUCAGUGGCGGUGGCGGCAGGACCAAGCAGAAAGAGCCAGGCCUCUACAAAUUGGGAUGAGUAAGGGAGCCACCAGGACCAGCAAGGACACCAGGAGAAGUUCUCUGCUGUGCUUCUCUCAACAAAGAUCAGCGCAGAUGAAGACGAGAGACCAGCAGAGUGCCGCAAAGCUAGCCAUGCAAGCCUGCUGUCACCGAACUCAGGAGGCAGACACAAGGAAAUCUCUGUGAGUUCGAGGCCAGCCUGGUCUACCUACAGAUCAAGUUCCAGGACAGCAAGAAAAGAGGAGACAAGAAAGCAGGAAUCAUGGCAAACAGCUGCGAGUGACCUGGAGCACAGGCAGGGAGGAGCCUGCAUAAGCAGAAGCUUCAGCCAUGGCUGCUGGAGUUACUCCAGCCUUCUGACACCAGAGCAGCAAACAAGGACCCCCCCUCCCCCAGUUUAUUGCUGGAGGGAGAGGCAGUGUACGGAAGUAGGGGUGGGUCACCCCUCAGUCAGCUCUCUGCUCUGUACCAGUGUUGGGAUGGCGGCCACCCUGUCGGUGACUUCGUGGAAGUCCCUCCUUCUGGUUCCCUGGUUCCUUCCAAUUGGUGUCUCCAGCUGUCCCUGGCCACCUGUUCCUGUCCAUCCCGGGCUACCCCUCUGUCCACUGUCCUGUCUCUCAAGCCCAGCUCGGAGGCUGUAGGUCUCUAUGACAACCAGAGGCUUGGAGGAUCUAGAUGGGGGCCUGGGCAGCUGCAUCCCCAGUGAUGAUCUCCCAUUCCUAGAGGAGUCCCCCUCAGGCCGGCGGCCAGACAGCAAGACUCGAGGGACAUCCAGGCUUUCGGACUCCAGCAGCUGGAGCCAUGUCCUUCAGGACCCAGUUACCGCUGGCGCUGGCGAUGCCGGGCUCAAGAAGACGGAGAAAGAGCGCAUGGGCAAGGAGAGCGCACCAGCAGGCAAAGCUGGAGCAAGCCCCCGGAGCAUUCCUGCGCGUAGGAAGCCGCAGGCUGCGCCUCCCUUGCAGCCACCCCUGCCGCCAAGCGACGACGAGUUGCCCUGGGGAGAUCUGACGCUCAACAAGUGCCUGGUGUUGGCCUCACUGCUGGCCCUGCUGGGCUCGGCUUUCCAGCUAUGUCGGGACGCAGUGGCUGGGGAGGCCGUGGCGGCCCCUCAGCAGUGGGUCCCGCCCAGCUCUCCAACCAAGAAGCCAGCGUCGCCAACGCCAGCGCCAGCGCCAGCCCCUAAACCUCCGGUGUUGGUGCCCCCAUCCGGGCCUCCUCAGCCGAAGCCUGGGCCACCUGCACCCCAGGCAGAGAUGAGGGAUGAGCCUGAGCUUCCCGGGAGCCCUGAGGCUGCAGAAACCCAGGCAGAACCUGGAGGGUCCAUCUCGGAAGCCUCUGGGGAGGAGAGCGCACCCCUUGGUGACCGAGGUUCCCAGGAGAAGCCACAGAAAGAGAAGCCAAGGAAAGGGGAGAAACCGAAGAAGGAGAAGCCAAGAAGGGAGAAGCCGAGGAGGGAGGAGAAGCCUCAGGUCACUAGGGAGCCCCGCCAAUCACUGAGACAGCGCUGGGAGGCGCGGGAAGGAGGCCAUCGGCCAUGGAGGCGGGACUCCAGGGACCUCGAGCAUGGGAAGCUGAAGGCCUGGGCUCCUCGGCGACGGCAUGACCAGCAUGAUCGUGACAACCGGCCCAGACAGAGGCCCCGUGUUGGGAAGAGGCAUGACUGAUCCUGCCUGUGUCUCCUGCGUGAAUCCCGCAUCCCCUCUCCCUGUAGCACCAGCAAAUAAAGGUCGUGCUGUGACAGCCACA
Messenger RNA from Rattus norvegicus (Norway rat), 2052 nucleotides. Lineage: Eukaryota; Metazoa; Chordata; Mammalia; Rodentia; Muridae. The record is from RefSeq and is a predicted model, not a curated record.